UGUGGUGUGGAGAGCUGCCGUUAGGAGUAAGGACACAAAAAACAGGCUUAUUUCCCAAGCCUAACUGAUUUAGCCUGUUUUAAACAAGUCUAAUCUGCAUACUAGAAUACGGUGGAAAUAGUAUUUUGGCAUCGGAACACAUCUGUGGCUAAUUUGAUUACAGGUGCAUUUUUCUUCGCCAUUGGAAUACUUCAGAUCGGUACUGAUGGGCUGGCUGGGUCUAUGGGCAAUUCUUCUCCCACUGGGCUCUUCCCUCCACCACUCUGAAGGAUGGAGCGACAUGGAUGAAAACAAAGGAAACAAACACGAAAGCACUUUCGGGGGACUUCAGUCUGAGCAAACUGGGGGACCAGGAGCAAUAGCUGGCAAAAUUAACUACAGUCGCGUGGGGCUCCAUGGGACCUGCAAGGAGACGUUUUGUGAAAGAGGGCGCCAGUGUGUGGUUGGCGAAGAGACAGGGAAGGCAGAGUGUGUGUGUCUAGAAAAGUGUCACCCCACUUUUGUGCCCGUCUGUGGAUCAGAUGGAAGAUUUUAUGAAAAUCAUUGUGAGGUUUACCGCACCUCUUGUCUUCAGAAGAAAAAGGUCUUCGUUGUGCACAGCAAGGACUGUUUCUUCAAAGGUGACACCUGUACAAUGGCAGAAUACAACAGGCUAAAGAACAUGCUUCUAGAUCUUCAGUCGAGAAGCUUCAAGCAAGGCAGAAAUGUCCAAGAAAAUCGCAUGUCCCGACGGAGAUUUCUAGUGCAGAAGAUGUUUAAAUACUUGGAUAUCAACAACGAUGGGCACCUAAGCAGCGAUGAGCUUGCUCAGAUCUCUAUGAAAGAUCACUUAGAUGAUGACCUUCUGGAAUGCACAAUGCAGGACCUGCUCAGAUAUGAUGAUUACAACAAUGAUGGUCAUCUGACACUUCAAGAAUUUUACACUGCAUUCCAGGUUGUUCAGCUGAGUCUUCCUGAAGAUCAGAAAGUCAGCAUCACCACAGUAACAGUGGGACUGAGCACUGUGUUGUCAUGUGCCAUCCAAGGAACACUGAGGCCUCCAAUCAUCUGGAAGCGAAAUGGAAUUAUACUGAACUUUUUGGAUUUAGAAGAUAUUAAUGACUUCGGAGAUGACGGCUCACUUUAUAUUACAAAGGUGACAACUAUACACAUGGGUAAUUACACCUGUCAUGCAUAUGGCUAUGAAGAUCUCUACCAGACACAUGUCCUGCAGGUGAAUGUUCCACCAGUGAUCUUGGUGUACCCAGAGACACAGGCACAAGAACCAGGAGUGUCAGCCAGCUUGAAGUGUCAUGCUGACGGCAUUCCCAAUCCCAAAAUUGUAUGGCUCAAGAAUGGAAUGGAUAUACUGCCAAAGCUAUCGAAGCAACUUUCACUGAUAGCAAAUGGCAGCGAGCUCCAUAUCAGCAGCGUGCGUUACGAAGACACAGGUGCCUACACCUGCAUUGCGAAGAACGAUGUGGGUGUGGAUGAGGACAUCUCUUCACUAUUCGUGGAAGAUUCUGCCAGGAAGACUCUUGCAAACAUACUGUGGCGAGAGGAAGGAUUAAGUGUGGGGAAUAUGUUUUAUAUUUUCUCUGAUGACGGAAUCACAAUCCUUCAACCAAAUGAAUGUGAAAUUCGAAGAAACAUAAAACCAACAGAAAGGAUUGUUGCAAGUUAUGAAGAAAUGUGCCCUAAGGGUGAAGGAGAUUCAAUUCAGCAGUGCGUUUGGGCUUCUGCUGUCAGCGUCAGGGACAAAUACAUUUAUGUCACGCAGCCCAUUCAGAACAAAGUGCUGAUUAUAGACACCCAGUCUCAGAAAGUUGUGCAGGUUGUGGAAACAGAUCCUGUGCCAGUGAAACUGCACUAUGACAAAUCCCACGACCAGGUCUGGCUGUUUAGCUGGGGCAAUGCAAACAAAUCCCAUCCAACCUUGCAGGUUAUCUCUCAGGCGAGUGGAGGAGAGGAGCACCGCACAAUUCGAACACAGUUUGAAAGAGUGGAUAACUUCUUCAUUCCCCCAACGAAUCUCAUUAUAACCCACAUAAGAUUUGGAUUCAUAUUUCUCAAGCUGGAACCUGCAGUGCACAAAAUUGAUCUGGAGACAUUCCGUCGCAUCAAGACCAUCAGCCUGAAAAACUACAGCUGCAUCCCUGUCAGCAUGGCCUACACCCAUGUGGGAGGCUAUUACUUCAUUCAGUGCCAGGGCAAGAACUCCACAUCUCUGCCACCACAGCUCAUCAUAGAUAGCGUGACUGAUUCCGUGAUUGGUUAUAACAUGGACAUAACGGGAAAGCCAUACAUCUCCGCGGACGGCCGCUAUGUGGUAACACCAGACGACUCCAGCAGGAUGAUCAGAGUUCAGAGCAUCACCUUUCAAGGAGAGCUGCAGUUGACCCUUGAACUGGAAACUGGCUUCCAUGUCUCGGACAUAGUGUUUCAACCUUCCUUUACCGAAGCCAACCAGUACUACAUAUAUGCCACCUCUAGGUCACAAACAGACCUGCUCUUUAUAGAACUGUCAACAGGGAGAAGGGAAGUUUUGAAGAACCUUAAAAGUCCAAUUCCUCCUCAGUCCUGGCCCUGGAGCAGUAAUAACAGGGUGGUGGUCAACAGUGGGUUGUUUGGACAAUACCUUGUGACGCCGUCAACAGAUUCUCUAUUUGUCUUAAAUGGGAAGCAGAACACGCCACACUGCGAGGUGUCUGAUAUAAAGAGGGGUAACACAGUGGUAUGGGUGGGGGAAGUAUGAGAUAAAAAGAGAAAGAAAAAAAGAGUUCAAGCAAAAAAAAUACUAAUGGACUCAACCUUGGGACUGAGCUAGGGGUUGUGAUGUAUGGCAAUUGUACACAAAAUAAAAUAAAACAAAUUAAAAUAUUUUUUACUCUUGAGAGGGUAUCUGAGCCCUUCAGUGCAACAGUGAUCUACAUGCACAAAUAUAAUGAACAUUAUACAUUAUUGCACUUCCUUAUAACACUGCAGAUUAACAUACAGACGUAAGGAGGAAUAUUUUAAAAUGAACUAUGCACAAAUCUCACUUUUUUAGACUAUUUCUUUUAGUUUUAAAUUGUUUGUCGGGCACCAGUGCUACAGAUUGUCACUUCAGGUUUCUGUCUGCUUACUUUUGUGUUUGGCCUCUUUUUUAAAAAAAUGGCCUGUUUAUUGUUGCAAUACAUGCUGUCUCCUCUUGUGUGUAAUGUAUGUUAAAAUGUUUUCUCUAAACCAGCACAGUUUGGCUUGAACCUUUCAUUGUACCUAAGAACUACGUAUUGAUCAUUCCGUUACCUGCAGAAUUCUUUCCAAAGAUUGUUUUAACCCACUUGUUAAAUUCAGAUAAUAAAAGAUUUAGGAUUUCAAAUGUUGAGUUUAGUGUGGUGUUAAGUUCAAACAGACCUAGACACUAUAACUCUUUAUUUUUUCUUCAUUUAGCUCUUCUCCAUUUACUCAUAACAUGGAAGCAUUUUGCAUUUGAAAACACUGAUAAUUGCGAAUGCAGAUUAAAAACUUAACCACAUGUAAUUGCAUCAUGAUCCUGGCUUGUUCAGUAACCAGAUGAACAUUAAGUAAACUGCACUUAUUUGUAAAACUGUUAUAACCUAUUCUUAAAGUGACUGACAUAACAAAAACAAAAUUUAUCAUUGUAAAAUGCAAAAUUUAAUAUACCUAAGUAAUGUACACAAUGAGUCUCCUUUCAUACAAUCAAGCUUCUUUCACUCCAAACGUGUAAUAUUUGGAAUGCCAUUGAAAGGCUUAACCAAUUUUGCUAAAUUAAUAAUUUAAUUAAUUCAUGUAUACAGCAAUGAAGAAAUUAAUGACUGUGAUGAUUAAAGACCAGUUUUCUCUUUGAUCAGUAUUGUUGUAUUAGUUCUUGUUCUUUGUUUUAUUAGAAUGUAUAGCUGCCUAAUUUGAUGUUUCACAGCACUGUUUGUGGCUACAUUGCCGACAGAGGGAAUCAACAGAUAUUUGUGAUCUUUGUAAAGUCAGGAGUGCUUCAUGGUUAGUGAAAAAGGGACUUUGGAAGAAAAGGUUUUGUUCUGGAAGCCAAACCUUUAUGGUGUGUGAUUGACAUUUAUGAAAGAUUCAUAAUAUUGUAUUGUGUUUUAAAAAUAUUUUGAACUUUACACUUAAACCUCACAGAAAUAUUUGAUGUUAAAAAUCAAAGCAAAGAAACAUUGACUUUAUAAAUGUGGUAAGAAUAGUAAAUAGUAAAUAAAGUUGAAAUCCAAAGUGCACUGUAGAGAGAAAACUUAAGUUGGCAUGUAAUUUAGACCAAGAGAUAUACUGUACAAUAAUGACAUCAAAUACUUAAGAUGUUAUGGAUCAGUAGGGCAGGGGUUACACUUUGAGUCUUGUAAUAAAAUAGUGACUGAGAAAAUAUCACUUUUUAUAACUCACACAAUUUACCUGUGUCUUACAUUUACCUAUGGGAGGAAUAUUUUUAACUGCUCAAGGGAUCAUGAGCAGGGCUGAAAGUCAGUGUCACCAAAUGGAAGUAAUGGUUAGAGACAUUUUCUUUAUGGGGGUGAUCACAGGAUUAAGUGUUGUUAAAAAUAGACCAAGUUUGUAUAACUUUAUGAGCAAAGGCAAAAAAGAGAGAGAUGUGACAGUACGAGUGUAGUGGUGUUGUUCAGCAAUGAAACGCUCGCCAUGAUUUUAUUCUCACCCCACAGUAUCUCCUACAGAGCAAUCGAAAGAGCUAAGAGUACUUUUUAUGUCCAAGUGGAUGUCUGGCUUUUCAUUUAUUUCACA
Lepisosteus oculatus (spotted gar) is the source of this 4731-nucleotide messenger RNA. RefSeq names its product follistatin-like 4 (gene fstl4). The record is from RefSeq and is a predicted model, not a curated record. Gene Ontology annotation, molecular function: protein binding; calcium ion binding. Lineage: Eukaryota; Metazoa; Chordata; Actinopteri; Semionotiformes; Lepisosteidae. Gene Ontology annotation, biological process: multicellular organism development; regulation of BMP signaling pathway; cell differentiation.